CUGCACUUAUUGCCUUUCACUUUCAACUUAUUACUCAACUUUAGAUUCCUCUUUUCUCUGUUUCAGAUCUCCAACAAAUUAUUAUAUAUAGUAUAGUAUAGCGCUAUUGAAUUAAUUUCGUUAUCAAUUUAAUAGAGGGACGAUCGAUCUUGUUAUUUUCCAAGUUUGUUGGAGAGAUGGAGCAGCAGUACUGUUGUAACAAACCUAGUUCCUCAUCAUCAUGUAAAGCAGCUGAUAGAAAGACAAUUGAGAAAAACAGAAGAAAUCAAAUGAAGGAUCUAUAUAUGAAGCUCAAUUCACUUGUGCAUCAUGAUCAACAUUCUAAGGAAUUUUUGUCACUGCCGGAUCAACUGGAAGAAGCCGCGGAUUACAUAAAGAAACUGCAGAUAGAUUUGGAGAAACUGAGACUCAAAAAAGAAAGCUUAACAGCAGCUGUUGGUACUUUAAAUUCAAAUUCAAGCAGUAAUACUAAUGGGAGAAUAUUGGAAAAUACAUUGCCAUUGCCACAUAUUGAAAUUCACAGUGUGAAUGCAGCUCUAGAAGUGCUUCUAAUUACUGGAUUAGAUUAUCACUUCAUGUUCAACCAUAUCAUACGUAUGCUUCAUGAAGACGGCGUACAAGUUAUUAAUGCAAGUUAUACUCUUGUGGGUGACACCAUCUUCCAUUCCAUACAUUCUAAGGUGGGAGAAAGUGCAACGUUGUUGUCAGGAUACGGAGCUGCAGCAAAGAUUAUCUCAGAGAAAUUGAAGCAGUUUGUGGGUGCAGCUGCUACCUAGCAACCAACCAAGUUAUAAUGUUUUCUAUAUUUUGGGCACGUGCUAAAUUAUCUAGCUAGCUGUUUUAGUACUUGUUCAAGGACAAGGUUUAUAAUUUCCUGCAUGAUGAUUGAAGUUCGACUCUUGGGUUUUCCAGUUAAUUAUAGUAACUACUUAUUAAUCGAUUGAUCACUUGAUAAG
Solanum stenotomum is the source of this 956-nucleotide messenger RNA. RefSeq names its product transcription factor bHLH162-like. The record is from RefSeq and is a predicted model, not a curated record. Bases 177 to 776 code for a protein of 199 amino acids. Gene Ontology annotation, biological process: regulation of transcription by RNA polymerase II. Lineage: Eukaryota; Viridiplantae; Streptophyta; Magnoliopsida; Solanales; Solanaceae. The transcript is spliced from 3 exons. Gene Ontology annotation, cellular component: RNA polymerase II transcription regulator complex. Gene Ontology annotation, molecular function: protein dimerization activity; DNA-binding transcription factor activity, RNA polymerase II-specific; RNA polymerase II transcription regulatory region sequence-specific DNA binding.